Molecule: messenger RNA, 1055 nt
Organism: Chiloscyllium plagiosum (whitespotted bambooshark)
Lineage: Eukaryota; Metazoa; Chordata; Chondrichthyes; Orectolobiformes; Hemiscylliidae
Source: RefSeq, a predicted model, not a curated record
AGAUGUCGGCGGAAUUCGAGCUGUGCCCCGGUAGGGCGGUCGGCGGCGACCAGCCGUGUUUCAUCAUCGCUGAGAUCGGCCAGAACCACCAGGGCAGUAUGGACGUCGCCAAACAGAUGAUCCGCAUGGCCAAGGAAUGUGGUGCAGACUGUGCAAAGUUCCAAAAUAGUGAAUUGGAAUACAAGUUUAACACGAAAGCGUUAGAAAAGCCUUACAAUUCCCCGCACUCAUGGGGACCCACAUAUGGAGAUCGCAAGCGCUACCUGGAGUUCAGUCAUGAGCAAUAUAAGGAGCUCUCCAAAUUUGCAGAAGAAGUUGGAAUCUUUUUCACAGCAUCUGGAAUGGAUGAGAUGGCUGUUGAAUUUCUUCAUGAAUUGAAUGUGCCUUUCUUCAAAGUUGGGUCAUUGGACACCAAUAACUUCCCAUAUUUGGAAAAAGCUGCCAAGAAAGGUCGUCCAAUGGUGAUCUCCAGUGGAAUGCAGAGCAUGGAAACAAUGAGAAAGGUUUACAACACUGUCAAACCCAUCAAUAAUAAGUUUUGCUUUAUCCAGUGCACCAGUGCAUACCCACUGGAGCCAGAGGACACUCACCUCCGUGUCAUCACUGAAUACAAAAAAGAAUUUCCAGAUGUUCCAAUAGGAUACUCUGGCCAUGAAACUGGGAUUGCUAUAAGCAUAGCAGCAGUGGCAAUGGGAGCUAAAGUUCUGGAACGUCACGUGACCAUGGAUAAAACCUGGAAGGGUAAUGAUCACCAAGCUUCCCUGGAGCCCAGUGAACUGCAGGAACUUGUUCGCUCGAUCCGAAUUGUGAAAAAAGCAUUUGGAUCUCCCAUCAAGCGUUUGCUCCCAUGUGAGAUGGCCUGCCACAACAAGUUGGGCAAAUCUUUCGUGGCCAAAGUGACUAUUCCUGCAGGAACAAAACUGACUCUGGAUAUGAUGACUGUGAAGGUGGCAGAGCCUAAAGGCAUUGAGCCGGAUGACAUCUAUAAACUGGUUGGGAAGCAAGUUAACAUCAAUAUUGAUGAAACAAUUACAUGUGACAUGAUUGCAAAUUAA